Messenger RNA from Chelonus insularis, 5868 nucleotides. It is a transcript of the gene tay, whose product is annotated as tay bridge. The transcript has 17 exons. NCBI's taxonomy places the organism in Eukaryota, Metazoa, Arthropoda, Insecta, Hymenoptera, Braconidae. The record is from RefSeq and is a predicted model, not a curated record. The coding region runs from base 1417 to 5181 and encodes 1254 amino acids.
GUUUGCACGCUGUGCAUCGUCUCAGUUGUUUUGAGGCGCUAGUGCAUGUCUACUGACCGAAGCUCUCACAGAGAGUUUCUAUCGGUCUCUGUCAGCCUUUAAAUUCUCCGCUCUCGUUUCCUUUCUCUUUGGAUUUCCCACUCUUUUUUGCAUCCCUCUCGGUUGUGUGCAACCCCCUAGUAACAAACUGUCUCUCUCCCUCAUCCAGUUCUUGUGCUCUUCGACGAUGUUGUACUACGUACGCCAUGUUCUCGGGUACGGAGAGUGCUGCUGACAGAAUGUACGGUACUCCAGAGAACAAUAAUCCGUAAUCGCGGGCCCAUGGUCGGUUCGCGUGUAAUUAAGGGCGUGUGCGUGUCCAGUGGUGUUUUAGAGUGCGUCUAAGUGUCGUGGAUUUAGUCCAACAAGCUUUCUAUCCAAGUAUUGUGUGGGUGAAAGUCAGAUUGACGGUGAAGAAGUAAGAAUUAAAUUGCUACGUGACGUAGGACGAUUGUCGCAUUGGGCCAUGGUAUCAUCGCGGCACGGGGCUUACGGCCAGGCCCCGUACCGUGGAUAAAUGCCAGCCGUACACAACAGCGAGGGUUUUCUAGUGUGCGGAGACAGGUCGCGGCCAUUUUUACCACACGAUGCGGCAACUGUGCGUGCCUGUUCGGUCCGCCAUUCCAAACAAUCGGUGUACGUGCCUUCGGGUACAUUUUGAUCGGAACGCGGACGCACGAUAGGGCCCGGCCCGUCCCAACGUUUGUACGUACGUACCAUACAUGAAUUUCAGAGCAAUCCAGUUUAGUUGAGUUACUCCAAAAAAAAAAAAUAGAGUGCAGUGUCUAAGAGAGUGGAGUGAUACUACAAGACAGAGCAGGGGGAAGGAGGAAAAUAGGAUCAUUGGGCGGAUUAGACUUGAAGGAUGUGUGUAUUAACAAUAGUGACUAUGAGUAUUUGUGAUAAUUGAAAAUUUUCAAAUCAGAGCAAUGAUAUGUUUAAACGAAAAGUGCGUGCGUGAGUGAGUGAGUACGUACGUACCUCUAGUACUCGUGCGUACUCGUAGUGGAAGCGUGAAGACAAAAACUGGAAUAAGAAAGCCUGAGCGACGGUGCCGAGCGUUGUCUACACUCCGAGCGAUCGAUGUGCAAGCUGUGGAUAUACCGUGUGAGGAAAGGAGAUAGGACUUGAGGAAGAAGAGCUCUCGUCGCGGUUAUUUAGCUGAUAAGAAGGGGAAAGACGUGCCGGGGGGAAAAACCUAAGGAACCUUGACAGAACAGUAUGUACCGCGUUGAGGUGGUGUCGGUGGUUGGUGUUUUCUCCAUUGGAGAUUGACACAAAAGAACACGGGGUGUACCCUGGAAGCUGACCGCCGUCGGCGCCGGCUCCUAGCGUGUCCCCGACGACGCGGUCUCCCUCUUUGGUGUGAGGAUCGACAUGGAGAUCGAGAUUAAACAGAGAAACCAGCGUAACAGGCGACGUGAGCGUGCCCAAAGGAUUCUGGCUCAACGGGAGAGUCUUGCAAGUGCAAAGCAACAACAGCAGGCGGCAAGGCAACGACCGGACGAAGAGGAUAGCCAUAGUGGUGAAGACGAGGAACCUGGUGGCCUCGGACUUGAACUCUCUAGGGGCAAUCGUCCUCGAGAUAAUCAUCCACGACCACCCCGCCCGCCCAGGCCACCCAGACCUAGAAAGAAGUCCUCCCUUGCCGGAGCCAACGCCAAGGAGCCACCCUUUGAGGAGGACAUUAUCGACGGAUUUGCCAUACUUGCUUUCCGUACUUACGAGGACCUCGAGAGUGCAAUAAAGUUAGCGGGUAAAAAUAAUGUGAAGAAGCUUCAUUCAUUGUUGUCGAUAGUUGAGGAAAAACCAAAGGUGGAUACCGGGCAGAAUAAUCGGCACAGUGAUCAUCACAUCAAAAAUCAUUUUAAGCACAAUCAUUACACACAUAAUUCCAUACUGACACCUUCUACUCUCAACCAGGGCCUCGAUGCAGGUACAAGUGACGAUAGCGGACGAGCGUCGGAACAAUUGCAUGGCCCUGGUAUACCAAGGGAUUGCCAGGACGCUGACAGUUCCAGGGACCAUCUCAGCGAUGCUAGCAGCCAUUGCAGUUCGGGUAAAGGUUAUAUCUGUGAUAGUGAAGGAGAAGACGAUAAGGGCUCGGAUGCAGAAUCGAUACUCUUUGAAUCUUCUACCCCACCUCUCCCACGUAAAUACGAGUUGCCAUCUUCAUCGCCGCACGUUCUGCCGCCGGCAAACGGCGCUGGGGGUUCUCCUCCAGACACCGGUGGACAAAUUUCAAAUCCAGCAACGGAUGCUCCGGCACCAAUACCUCCCCCUGUGCCUGCCUCAGCACCAGUUCCGACGGCGCCGAGUCCUCCCAGUCCAACGUUGCCCCCACACAUAUCCCAACCACCCAUGACUAGUCCGCUGGCAGCAAAUCCUCGUGCAAUAGCUCCACAGCAGCGGCCAGCGUCCCCUGCUCUUCCACCGCCUUCUCUACCGCAACAGCCUCACACUACGAUACCAGCGUUACAUCCGCCAAACGUACCACUUGUCUCGUCGUGUCAUACAACUAGUCCCGCAGUGGCAAGUCUCGGUGUGACGCCUGCAGCACCAUCGAACGGGGCUGCUACCACCAGUUAUCCACCGCCAAUGCCGAUGGCCGCGUAUCCACAGACGCAACCAUCGUAUCCGCCUCUCUAUACACCAUACACGGCGCUCAAUCACAGUCCUUACCUCCCUCCUGCUGUCCCGUCGCCUUCUCACUCAGCCUCAUCGCGGACCGACGUGAGAGGUAGUCGAGCUUCACCGUGCACCAACAUCGCCAAGCAGACCAUAGGAAGUACCACAACUAAUCACAACAGUAGUAGUACUACUCCUCUCAGCGCUGCCACUACCACCUGCGUGUCUACCAUAACAAACACUGUUACCACGGCCAACACUGUUGCUCACAGAGACAUUGUAGCAUGCAGUCUUGCCGGAAGAAACAAUAAUAAUUCACCACGAGGCCACAGUCCUAAUCGUGAGCGCGAUAGCUACAGCAGUAACGUGAGUACCUUGAGUCGAGGCAGUAUAACGCCUGUAAGUGUGCCAAACACCUCCUCCCCAGCCAAUUCUAGUCUACCCGCUUACUCUAAGGCUCAAGGAUGGAUCAGUAGCAGCACGACAUCCCAAUUAUCACCAGCAACUGCUACGUCGGUGCCAAGGCCAACUCCACCGCCGCCAGCCACUCUAGGAAUGCAUAACUUCCCACCACCAAUGUUUGCUGCGCCUCUUCCGCCACCAGUGUCCAGCUCCAGUCCUCAUACUUCGUUACCUUCAUUACCUCCACCAACCACCAAUCCAAAUCCAUUCUCUGCAGAGUCACUCUUCCAAUCAAGGGUGAACCAUGUUACAGGACAAACAGACCUCCUGAGGAGAGAGUUGGAUAAUAGAUUCUUGGCUUCUCAAGACAGAAAUGUUCCUGUGGCUGUAGGAAAUCUUGCACCACCACCGUAUCUUAGAACUGAAAUGCAUCAUCAUCAACAUCAACAUACUCAUGUACAUCAACACACUACACCGCUACUACCACCGCCUACUGCGACUACUCUUUUUCCUCCUCCAAUAUUCAAGGACAUUCCAAAACUGGGUGGAGUUGAUUCUCCAUUUUUUCGUGGGAAUAUCAGUACUUUAUCCAGUUAUUCCAGCUUUAAUGCCGGUUUGUUACAUCCCGGAAUGGGACCACCCUCGACGCCAUUUGUUCCUCCAAAUCACAUGAGCUCGUUUGCACCAAAAAAGACUGGAAAAUGGAACGCAAUGCAUGUCAGGAUAGCAUGGGAGAUAUAUCACCAUCAGCAAAAGGAGCAAGCAGAGGCCAAGGCUGGUAACGUCGUUAGUACGAAAACGGAACUACUCAGGCCUCCCGGUCAUCUCUAUCCAGGGGGUCCUGGAACUGGUCUUGGACUAGGAGCACCACCUAUCGCUCCACCAUUUCCUACCAAUAUGCCACCUAGCCAUCCUGCUGCUCCACCACCUCCUCAUCCUGUUGGCUUCCUUACUACUCCAACUUCACAUUUAGGUACGGGUAUAUCUCCAUUCGGUCGAUAUCCAGCAUCAUUUGGAACACCUAAUCCAAAUUUUCCAACAUUAUCAGGAUAUCCGACAACGCGAGAAAUACCUUCUUUAAGUGGGCUCACCACAACUGUUCAUGAUCCAUGGAGAGGAUUGCAACGAGCAACGACUGGUUUUCCCCCAACAACUGCUGGCUGGAGUCUAAAGCCUGAACCACCUGCGAUAGAUAGACGUGCCGAGUUGGAGGAACAACAACGAGAACGUGAGCGAGAAAGAGAACGCGAACGUGAGCGUGAACGUGAAAGAGAACGUGAGCGGCAACGUAGAGAGCGAGAACGAGAGGAGCAACGUGAGAGGGAACGACGAGAAAGAGAAAAAGAAGAGAAGAGGAAACAACAGGAGGCUGCGGAACGAGAGCGAGAAAGGAGAGAUAAAGAGCGUAGAGAAAUGGAAAGGCGAGAAAUGGAGAGGGAAAGAAUGAUGCAUCAAAAUCGUCACCACUCAGUGAUGGGUCGAGAUCGUUCGCCUUUGAGAAAUGGCUCUGCGGUUUCAAUGGAUCCUACUGAAGUCCGGGUCAAAGAGGAGCCACGAAGUAAAGAAGACGAUAUUGUCAUGCUUUCUCGAGCACCACCACCGGGACCUGGACCGGGACAAGGACCAAGUCCUAUUCCAGAUCCUAGGUAUCAUCAUUCCCAUCCUCAUACUUAUCUGGCACGACAUCCACACAGUAUGCCAAGUCCUCAUACAAUGUCAAGAAGUAUGAUUUCAUCAUUGAGUGGUCAUCCAAUGCAACACUUUCCACCGCCACCCUCAGGACCAGGAGGACAACCUACGGGACCCUGGACUUCAGAUCCAUUUAGAAAUCCCUAUCAGUAUGAUACUCUUCAGCAAUUGCGGUAUAAUCCGUUAAUGGCAGCAGCAGCAUUCCGAGCUGAAGAAGAAGAACGAGCUAAACUUUAUGCUGGUUAUGGCCCACCUUCAGUCAAUGCACUCAGGGCCAAAGACCCCAGUCCUGGACCACUUAGUAAUCUUCAUAUGCAUCACAGAGCAGGCCCCGGCCCUGGAGUAUCAGGUAGACCUUUAGAACCAUCGUUAAUGCACAGUGGUGAUAUUCAUAAAAAGGAGGACUCUUCUCAAUCACGAUGAUACAUCGCUUGUGUCCCGACAUCAUCGUCUUAGUGAAUGAAUGAAAAAUAAAAAUAUGGUGCAUCAUUAAAUGAUGUUCAUAAACCGUCUUGACUGUUGUCGUUGACAUGCUAAUAGAGUACUCAUUCGAUAUUUUUCAAGCGACGAGUAUCACGGGUAAAGAAAAGUGUAUAUAGACUCUUAUGAUAUUUAUAGACAUUGCGGAACAAGAUAAGUAGUAGGGGCGACAAAAUAUAAAUGUGCGUUUAAAUGCGUGACUUCUGUAAAUCCGUAUGAUGCCUUGAAGAGAAGAAAGAUAAAUACAAGUGAUAAAAGUGAUUGUCAACAAGGCAUUUCUAACAAAACAAAUUGAAUAGAAAUAAAUGAAAAAUCAUUGUGGUUUUUAUGAAUUCAAUAGUGUGACUGUUUAUUGCGCUAUAAACUUUUAUCAUUAAAUGAUCAUAAGUAUGCAUUACCGUUAAUAUCGUGUGUAAAAUUACAAACAAAUAUUGUAGGGGGUUACGACACAGCUAAUGCUACGUAAUGAAUUCACCGCUAGAACUGAACGAAUAUCUAGCAUUACUCAAACAAAAAAAAAUAAAAAAGUUAUUUAAUUAUUUAUUUAUUGUGAAAUAUAAAUAAUGAAUCUCUUGGAGAAGUAUGAAUAAUAUUAAGAAAGGUUCAUCUUAAUUUAAUUGAUGUAAUAUA